CGACUCCUUACCGUCUCGAUGAAUUCUGUUUUGGAAUAGUAAAUUGGCGUGUCCAUAGUGGCGGCGGGUGAGAUAUCUCGCGUCAAGGAAACCGACUGUGGCGGCUAGAAGCCACGACAAGGCAGCACCGUUACGCCCACCAUGGUCACGUCCCCGAUACUGACCACACUGGCCUCAAAUCGAGAUGCAUGUCGCCAGUCACUGUUGCGAAGGGUCGUGUCAACCCCCCGUUGCAUUGGCGUCAGGCAGUUUUCAGGCAGGAUACCACAACAACCCCUCACAGAACGAAUACCACGCACGACACUGCAACCGUCGUUAUUCCGAAGGUUAUCCACUUCCUCACCUGCACAUCACCAGGAAUCUACCCCAGAAAGCGGCUUUUUGGACUCUCGAAGUAACAAGCCAGUAUCUUAUCAUGGGCCCUUGACCCAGACAUUUCGUCGUCUCAAGAUCUUCUCACUAUCUUCUCUGGCACUGUCAUGCGUUAUGGCACCCUUCAUAUUCAUCGUCGAGUCCUCACUUCCCAUGUCAGCACGCAUCGUCCUAGCCGCCACCGCUCUAACUACGAGUGGCGCCUCAACCGCUUUAGUGGGCUGGUCGGGUGCACCAUACGUCGUCGACCUCCGCAGGCUAACUCCUGCCGAAAACGGUGGUAUCGAAGGCAUCGAAAUGACUACGCUCACGUUGACAUUGAGGAAGCUCACCACCCGUGUGUACGACGCCGACUUCCUAGUUGACACGAAACGACCAUUUGCGAAAUGGGAGCUCGCACACCAGGUGCAAUUGCCGUCCCCUAGCGAGGAACCCGCGACAGCAGCUAAAGCGGGUGCACCAGGGGAGGUGGAAACAGUGGCAGAAACCCUCAACGCAAAUAAUGAUGUGAUAGGUCGGUGGGUCGUCCGGUGGGGGGAAGGCGGAGCAGGAUCUUGUGAAGCGGUUGGUAAAGUCGUCCGAUAUUUCAACGUGCACCAAGAACUUCUAUGAUGCCCAUUUUAUGCGGAGUCCGUGUGAGAGAAAUCUUUGGGACGGGGCCAGUAUCUUCAGUGUCUAUUCUCGAUAUGUAGUGGACAUUCCCUCUCACACAACGUUGGCUGUUUACCCUGAGAUGGGGCCAGAUCGUGAACCAUGACGUACAGAAGCUAAUCCUUUUACCGAAAACCAUGAAUUGGACCUUGACCCGCGAAGAUAUUGACACUCUCCUUAUUGGAGAUAUCAUGUUUUACGAAUCAAGGAAAACGUCAAUGACUUAUCAGAGAAUAGC
Messenger RNA from Pisolithus orientalis, 1261 nucleotides. RefSeq lists its product as uncharacterized. The record is from RefSeq and is a predicted model, not a curated record. Gene Ontology annotation, biological process: mitochondrial proton-transporting ATP synthase complex assembly. The transcript is spliced from 3 exons. Gene Ontology annotation, cellular component: mitochondrial membrane. NCBI's taxonomy places the organism in Eukaryota, Fungi, Basidiomycota, Agaricomycetes, Boletales, Pisolithaceae. Bases 142 to 984 code for a protein of 280 amino acids.